Molecule: messenger RNA, 2114 nt
Organism: Columba livia (rock pigeon)
Lineage: Eukaryota; Metazoa; Chordata; Aves; Columbiformes; Columbidae
Gene: RBKS
Product: ribokinase
Exons: 9
Coding region: 177-1112 (311 amino acids)
Biological process (GO): D-ribose metabolic process
Molecular function (GO): ribokinase activity
Source: RefSeq, a predicted model, not a curated record
CCUGGCGCGGAGGCCGAGUCCAGGGUCCAAGGCCCGGGCGGCGGCUUGGCCGGGCAGCCGGGUCUGCGGCUGCCGCUUCCCCUGGCGCCAUGGCCGCUGAAGUGGUGGUUGUAGGAUCCUGUAUGACCGACCUGGUCAGACUUUCUAUCUCUGAAUAUGAUCUAGUAACUGCUUAGAUGGGAACUUUUUCAAGAAAACCCAGAAUACCAGGGAAAGGGACAUUAAUGAUUCACCUUACUACACGAUUGCCAAGAGCUGGUGAAACUAUCCUUGGACAUAAGUUUUUCAUUGGUUUUGGUGGGAAAGGAGCCAACCAAUGUGUCCAGUCUGCUCGACUUGGGGCCAAGACCUCGCUGAUCUGCAAGGUUGGGAAGGAUUCCUUUGGCAAUGAUUAUGUUGAAAAUUUGAAGAAGAAUGGUAUUUCUACAGCAUUUGUAGGUCAGACUACAGAUGCUGCUACUGGAACGGCUUCAAUAAUUGUCAACAGUGAAGGACAGAAUGUUAUUGUCAUAGUCCCAGGAGCCAACCUGCUUUUAAAUUCUGAAGACCUGAAGAGGGCUUCUGAUGUCAUCUGUAACGCCAAAGUGGUUGUUUGCCAGCUAGAAAUAACCCCUGCUGUUUCUCUUGAAGCUCUGAAAAUGGCACAUGCCAGUGGAGUAAAGACUUUAUUUAAUCCAGCUCCAGCCCUUGCUGACCUAGAUCCACAGUUUUAUACCUAUUCUGACAUCUUCUGCUGCAAUGAAACUGAGGCAGAAAUUCUAACGGGCAUCCCAGUUGGCAAUCUUGAAGAUGCUGAAAAGGUGGGACGCAUGCUGUUACAAAGAGGGUGUAAGCUCGUAAUUGUUACUCUUGGAGCAGAAGGCUGCAUGAUGAUAUCAGUAGAAGAACCCAUUCCAAAGCACGUUCCUGCUGGGAAGGUCAGGGCUGUGGACACUACGGGAGCUGGAGACAGUUUUAUGGGAGCACUGGCCUUCUACCUGGCUUACUAUCCCAAGUUACCCAUGGAGGAAAUGAUCAGGAAGUCGAACUGCGUUGCAUCAGUGAGCGUCCAGGCAUCAGGGACACAAUCUUCAUAUCCUUACAGGAAGGACUUGCCUCAGGACCUUUUCUAAUUGACAUUGUCUCACUCCAUGUACUGAUUUUAUCUUAUCCCAGACAGCAUUUUUCUCCUGACUGCAAUGAGGUUCUCCUCUGCUGACUGGAAACACUAGGGAAGUUUCUUUGCUGCUUCUUUGAGGAAUCCUGUUAGGUCCUGUUCUACAUUAAUAAGAUGGGGUGGGGGUCGUGGGUCAUUCGAACACAGCUCAGCAGGUCUCUCUGGCCCCACACAACACUCUAUACUGAAAUAUGUGAAGUCUCCAGCAAAACAUCUGGAGGGUGUUGGGCUCCUGAUAGUAUUUUCACUUGAUUUUAUCAGAACUUCUAAUGUGCACGUUAGCUUUCAGAUUGCAGCGUCAGUCCUCAGACACCAAGGGCAGCACCGUACCAGCUGUUCCCCUGUGCCCCAGACACAGGAUGUGGCACUGCGCUCUGCCAGACUAACAAAGGUCCCUCCAGCUGGAAACGGGACAAGAGUGCGACUGAGGCAGAUUUUGAAAAAUGUUUCGAGCCGUAUCACUCUAAACAUAGGUGAGAUAAUUAAAGAAAAACUUCCAAAACCAUCAGAGAAUGACUUUGGCUAUCUGCUUUCUUCAUGCUUAAGGAAAAUCCAGGCGUGAAAACUCAUCCUACUUACCUGACUGAGAAUAAUACAGCCCUUUUAGCCAAGGUCAUAGCUUAUCCAAAAGCUCAUCUUAUUUCACCAGGGUCCUCACUGCUUCUCACUUUCCUAGGCAGGAGCUGGUGCAACACUACCCCUCCAAGGAAUGACACCAAUCUGCAGUCACUACUGUUGAAUCUGUGGCUGGUAGGUUAGAAAAACUUGCAAUCCUGCCAUUGAAUUCCUGCUGUGGAAAAUGUUAAUUUUUAUUGCCUUAUAAAACAAUAGUUCCUUUGAAGAUUACAGGCUCUUUCACAAUGGAAAACACAGACAAUGGGAUUUGCUAUUUAAUUUUUUUUAAUUGAGUACUGUAAAAAUAACUCAAAAGAUAAAUAAAUGUUACUGUGAUGAUCUA